AUGGCGAUGGACUGGAAAAAAAAUAGCAGUGCUGAUUUUAGUGCACGUGUGAGAACAAACAAAGCCAUUCUAUCCCAGAAUUUCGCUAAAACCGUCUUUGGUAUCUUUUCGAUAGCCAUAACAUUAUACACCGCUAGCGUGUUCACAUUUGAUACGAGUAAUCUAGAAGAGACUGACAUAUCCAUGCGACCGCUUAUUCUAAAGAUGGACUUUCCAUUCAAUAAUAAUAAUACACGAUUUGUUUAUGGAUUGGUAUUAGUUACACAAUUCUUUUGCACAGUGCUAUGUGGCUGUACUGUUGUCAUGUUAAACGUUCUCCUCGUUGUCUUAGUAUUACAUUUAGCUGGUCAAAUCGAGAUUCUCGGAAAAUGGUUCACAAACAUCAUUUCAGAGGAAAAUGGACACAGGCUGAACCUAGCAAUGAUGAGGAAAAUAAUUGAAAAACAUCAGAACAAUUGCAGAGAAAAACAAGAAAUUAUGAGGAAUAAUCGUACGAUCAAUCGAACGGUAGAAUUUAUGCUCACCAUGUUCGGUGUCUGGCCAGGUAUAUCAUGCGUUAUACUCUACAGAGUGUUUUGGAUGAUUACGCUAGCAAUUAAUCAAUUCUUCCACUACUCGUACUUUGUAACGCAUUUUCAUUUCGACAAUCUUUUCGAUUUGAUGGACUGUUUGAGUAGCUUUUUGGCGCAUGUAAAACUAACCGUUAAGCUUAUUAUUUUCUCGUUGAAACAACGAAAAUUCGUAGAAAUCUUGACAACGAUGGCGGAAGACUGGAACGAUUGCAAUAACGACGGUGUUGCGGUGCGCGAAACGGCAGGCAAAACAAAACUAUCGAGUCGUAUUUGUAAUGGAUUAAUUAUUCUUCAUACAAUCGCCGCGUUUGCAUACGUCAUUGGUAUUCUCCUGGCCGAUGCCGACGUCACCGAUCGAACGGCUGAACUCCCUCUCAUGAUGAAAAUGGAAUAUCCCUUCAUUAUAGACACGCAACGCAAGUACAGUCUGGUAUUAGUUACGCAGUUCCUUUUCGUGAUGGUGUGCAGUUGGGGAGCUGGUUUAUUCAACGCUCUGUUUCUAACUCUGACUCUACACGUAGGCAGUCAAAUAAACAUCCUGCUUUGCUGGUUGACAAAAAUUGGAUCAAAAGACAUCGAGAACAAGCAUGAUUCAUUCGUCACUGUCACGACGAAAAUUAUUCGAAAGCAUCAAAAGAUUAUCAAUCUUUCGGAGAACGUUGAAAACCUCUAUUCAUACAUCGCUUUGCUUCAAUUCACAUCAAAUAUAGUGAUGAUAUGCUCAUUAGCAUUUCUUAUUGUGACUGCAAUUGGCAGUCCCGAUGCCACUGAACAAAUAGUAAGAUCACUUUUAUUUUAUGCUGUAACGAAUCUCGAAGCAUUUAUAUUUUGCUUCGCUGGAGAAUAUUUGAGCAAUAAGAGCAAAGCGAUCGGAAAUGCAGCGUAUAAUUCUGCUUGGUACGAUAUGAAAGCUAAGGAUAGUCGUGUUCUAUUAUUUAUAAUUUUAAGAUCUCAAAGACAAUUGAAGCUUACGGCGGGCAAGAUGACAGUUCUUUCCUUUGAGUGCUUUACAAAUAUUAUGAAGGCUUCGGGAUCGUAUUUAUCAGUACUACUGGCAAUGAAAUAA
Messenger RNA from Mycetomoellerius zeteki, 1638 nucleotides. Its product is annotated as odorant receptor 67b-like. Gene Ontology annotation, biological process: detection of chemical stimulus involved in sensory perception of smell; sensory perception of smell. The transcript is spliced from 8 exons. The record is from RefSeq and is a predicted model, not a curated record. Lineage: Eukaryota; Metazoa; Arthropoda; Insecta; Hymenoptera; Formicidae. Gene Ontology annotation, molecular function: olfactory receptor activity; odorant binding. Gene Ontology annotation, cellular component: plasma membrane. The coding region runs from base 1 to 1638 and encodes 545 amino acids.